This is a messenger RNA of Vitis vinifera (wine grape), 1518 nucleotides long. RefSeq names its product rac-like GTP-binding protein 5. NCBI's taxonomy places the organism in Eukaryota, Viridiplantae, Streptophyta, Magnoliopsida, Vitales, Vitaceae. Bases 599 to 1192 code for a protein of 197 amino acids. The transcript is spliced from 7 exons. Gene Ontology annotation, biological process: cortical cytoskeleton organization; regulation of cell shape; regulation of actin cytoskeleton organization. Gene Ontology annotation, molecular function: GTP binding; GTPase activity; protein kinase binding. Gene Ontology annotation, cellular component: cytoskeleton; cytoplasmic vesicle; cell cortex. The record is from RefSeq and is a predicted model, not a curated record.
GUAUCCAGCUCGGAGUUGUGUGUUCAAUUGUGUCAUAUUUAUGGUCAUUGGUCACACUUUCCGUUUUGAGUUGUAAUAGUGAAUAUAGGCAUUUGCCCUUUUAAACCAUGGGAUUGGAGAGGGUGUAGUUUUAAACAACCAAACAGACCCUAAUAUAAAAGGGGAGGGAGGGGAGAGAGAGAAAGUGGUUGAUUUGUGGUGAAGAGUAUGAUUGGUGGUGGUGAUCGAUGAUAGCUGGCAAGGCUCAGUCAGCAAACGCUUCAACCGCAUUCAUUCACGGUUCCAAGGUCAUCUCUCUUUCUCCCCCCUUCUCUCGCCCAACCAACGCGUUUCGGAUUCCGAUUCUCUCUUCUCUAUUCUCUCUCGCCACAUUUCUCUUGCUCCUUCUCUUUCCUUCUUUCUCUCUUUCUGUCUGAAAUCGGCGUUGCUUCUUCUGAAUCAGGAGUUUUCAGUUUCUGUCUUAGGGUUUGGUACAAGGCAAUGGAGCUUUCCUGAUUUCUUCUUUACCAGAUGCACAUCUGAGGAGGAAGAAGAAGUAGUAGAGAGGCGUUGCGAUUAGGUCAUCGUCGGACAGAGAUCUGCUGCCUCGCCGGUGGAGAUGAGCGCCUCUAGGUUUAUAAAGUGCGUUACGGUCGGUGAUGGUGCUGUCGGCAAAACCUGCAUGCUGAUUUCCUACACCAGCAACACUUUCCCUACGGAUUAUGUGCCAACUGUUUUUGACAAUUUCAGUGCAAAUGUGGUUGUUGAUGGGAGCACUGUCAAUUUAGGGUUGUGGGAUACUGCUGGCCAGGAGGAUUACAAUAGAUUAAGACCCUUGAGCUAUCGAGGGGCUGACGUUUUUAUUCUUGCAUUCUCUCUCAUUAGCAAGGCCAGCUAUGAAAAUGUUGCCAAAAAGUGGAUUCCUGAACUGAGGCAUUAUGCACCUGGUGUUCCAAUAAUUCUUGUUGGAACCAAGCUUGAUCUUCGGGAUGAUAAGCAAUUCUUUGUAGACCACCCUGGUGCAGUGCCUAUUACUACAGCUCAGGGAGAAGAACUGAAGAAAGUGAUUGGUGCGCCUGCCUAUAUUGAAUGUAGCUCAAAAACACAGCAGAACGUGAAGGCUGUUUUUGAUGCAGCUAUCAAGGUGGUGCUCCAGCCACCUAAGCAGAAGAAGAAGAAGAAGAAGGCACAAAAGACCUGCUCUAUAUUGUGAUGAAGGAAAGAUUAGGUUUAAUCAAAAAGAGAGAAGAUGACCUGCCAGCCCUCUGACUGCAGUCUCUCAGUCACUGUUAUCUCCUUUUCUCCUGAGGAAGCGGCAAGCCUUGGUGUAUAGUCUCGACUGACAUACUAGGGAUUUCUAUGAAAGCGUCAGAUGGUUUGUUUCUUGCUUUUUUACUCGUUUUCAGGAUCUGUAACUGGAUGACUGGCAUUCCUUGGUAAUAUGACACUUCUUUUGCUUUUGUGUUUAAAUUUGUCUCAUAUGUUUUAAUCAGAUAUGAGGGAGAUCCCUACUAUUAUAAAAACAACUGUUUUCUUGCA